Messenger RNA from Scylla paramamosain (green mud crab), 4001 nucleotides. RefSeq names its product aspartate dehydrogenase domain-containing protein-like. Gene Ontology annotation, molecular function: NADP binding; L-aspartate dehydrogenase [NAD(P)+] activity. The transcript is spliced from 7 exons. Gene Ontology annotation, biological process: NAD+ biosynthetic process. Lineage: Eukaryota; Metazoa; Arthropoda; Malacostraca; Decapoda; Portunidae. The record is from RefSeq and is a predicted model, not a curated record. Bases 195 to 1022 code for a protein of 275 amino acids.
CCUUGUUCGCUCGUUGCCUCUCUACUCCCCCAGUCCCCUGUCUUCUUCCCCACUUAACACUAGUCCUCCCAUUCCCAGUCCUACACCAUGUUAGUGUCACUAGCUCCUCUGCCUUGAAGUUGCCAACCUUUGACGCUUGUGUACUGCCCGGAGUGACCACUGUCUUAUUAUUAAUUAGGAGACAUCACCCAGAAAUGGCUCCAAAAAGGAUUGGUAUCGUCGGAUAUGGACAUUUGGGAAAGUAUCUUGCUGAAAAGGUAAAGGAGAGCCCUGAUCUUGAAUUGGCCUUUGUUUGGAAUCGUACCACAUCCUUAGUAGAAAAUGACUUGGAAGACAAGUACAUCUGUCGUGAUUUAGAAAACUGCAGUAUGUUCUCCCCUGAUCUGAUUGUUGAAGUAGCUCACCCUGCUAUCUCCAAAAAGUUUGGACCAAUGUUCUUAGAGGUGGCAGAUUAUUUGAUUGGAUCGCCUACAGCACUUGCUUCCCAAGAAGUUGAAACCUCUUUGCGGGAUGCUGCUGCAAUGCAAGGCCUCUACAUACCAGCAGGAGCUUUUUGGGGGACUGAAGAUAUAAUGAAGAUGGCUGAUGAAGGAACAUUAAAGGACCUCAAAGUCACAAUGAUAAAACAUCCAAGUUGUUUCAAGCUUCAAGGAGAACUAUACAGUAAAAAUGAACAAAUAUGUGAGGAAACAGCAGUCACUCUGUAUGAGGGAUCAGUACGAACUUUAUGUCCUUUAGCCCCCAACAACGUCAACACUAUGGCAGCUGCAGCAAUGGCAGCUCACAACCUUGGCUUUGAUGGAGUACAAGGCUGUCUUAUUGCUGACCCACAGUUAAGAGAGUGGCACAUUGUGGAAAUUGAAGUGACUGGUCCAGAGAUUGCAGGGAGAAAAUUCUCUGUGAAAACUACUCGUCAAAAUCCUGCUAACUUGCGAGCAGUUACUGGCACAGCUACCUACGCAUCUUUUCUGUCCUCUGUGAAACGGGCUGGUGGUAAAGGGCCAGGUGUACAUUUCUGUUAAUUUCUCUCUCUCUCUCUCUCUCUCUCUCUCUCUCUCUCUCUCUCUCUCUCUCUCAUGGUAUCAAGCAUCAAGUAAGCAUUACAUUAUAUUCAGAAUGUAUGAUAAUUUUUUUUUCUUUUUAAUACUAAAAAAUUAUGAUGACAAGUUAUAAGGAAAACAACUUACGAGCAACCUUCUGGAACGUAUCUCACUCAUAACUCGAACACCCUCUGUAUUAGUUAUAAUAGUUCCUUAUUGUCUUGUCCUUAAUUCAGCCUAAGAUUAAGAUAGUGUUCCUUAACUGUAUGUAUAAUAAUCAAAAACUAUAUUUACUAUUGUCUCUAAAUCACUCACAUUAGGCUCUACAAUAUUGCCAAGAUUGAUUAUGAAAUUAUUAUAUGGAAAAACUACUCUGGGUAACGUUGGCAGCAUGUGCAAGAAGUUGCUAAAGAUGAAAACAAUGAUAUUACUUUCGUUGCACUUCAAUGUGUCGUAGUGACAGGAUAGUUGAGAUUAACCAAUAUCCAUUCUUAUCUCAGUUAUCAUCGUGGCCAGAUCACAGUAAGGUGGCAGACUCACUGAGUGUCCUGACAGAGGUACAAUCACUGUCAAAAGCCCCCAAUUAAUCUUUAGAUCAAUUUGUUUGUUGCCAUGUUGUCCUGUGGGUAUCACAUUGGGUGGAGCACUGAAUAUCUCAAAAAGGAACUGCCCUAUGAUUUUCAAAGUAUAUUCACAUGCUACCAAAAAGAACAUAAGAACAUAAGAACAUAAUAAGGGAAGCUGCAAGAAGCGACCAGGCUUACACAUGGCAGUCCCUGUAUGAAACACACCUACCUAUUUCCAUCUGUUAUCCCCAUCCAUAAACUUGUCUAAUCUUCUCUUAAAGCUCUCUAGUGUCCUAGCACUAACUACAUGAUUACUGAGUCCAUUCCACUCAUCUACCACUCUGAGAACCAAUUUUUUCCUAUCUCCUUCCUAAACCUAAAUUUUUUAAGCUUGAACCCGUUAUUUCUUGUUCUACCCUGGUUGCUGAUCCUAAGAAUUUUGCUUACAUCUCCCUUGUUAUAACCCUUAUACCACUUAAAGACUUCUAUCAGGUCCCCUCUUAACCUACGUCUCUCUAGAGGAUGUAAAUUUAACAGCUUCAACCUCGCCUCGUAAGGAAUACUCCUCAUCCCCUGUAUCCUUUUAGUCAUUCUCCUCUAUACUGAUUCUAAUAGACCUAUAUCUUUCCUGUAAUGUGGGGACCAGAACUGCACAGCAUAGUCUAGAUGAGGUCUGACCAGCGCCAAGUAUAACUUUAAUAUUACCUCCGGCCUUCUACUUUUAACACUCCUAAAAAUGAAUCCUAGUACCCUAUUUGCCUUGUUUCUGGCUUUUAUGCAUUGUUUCCCUAGACGGAGUUCAGAGCUAACUAUAACUCCUAAAUCUUUCUCGUACCCUGUACCUACCAGAGUUUGGUUGUUUAAUGUGUUUCCUCUACCUACGCUAAGCACUUUGCAUUUAUUGAUAUUAAAUUGCAUUUGCCAUCUAUCCGUCCAUUCAUUCAAUCUAAGUCUGCCUGCAAGGCGAUAGCAUCCGAUUCUGACCUAAUUAAUCUACCUAUCUUUGUGUCAUCCGCAAAUUUACUAACAUCACUACUAAUUCCACUAUCCAAGUCAUUGAUAUAUAUUAGAAAUAACAAUGGCCCUAAUACUGAUCCCUGUGGCACCCCACUAAUUACAUGAUCCCACUCAGAUUUCGAGCCGUUUAUUACCACUCUCUGUCACCUGUUACCAAGCCAUGACCCUAUCCAGCCUAACACCUUCCCAUCUAUCCCAUGUGCCCUAACCUUUCUCAGCAGCCUUUGAUGGGGUACCUUGUCAAAUGCUUUACUAAAGUCCAGAUAUAAGAUAUCAUAACUAUCACCAUUAUCUACUGCCUCAUACACCUUACUGUAAAAACUUAACAAGUUUGUCAGGCAAGACUUCCCCUUCAUGAAGCCAUGCUGUGACUGAUUUAUCAAGUUAUGUUUGUCUAAAUGUUCCCUAAUGUUCCUCGCUAUUAUUGACUAACAUUUUAUCUACAACUGAAGUUAAGCUGACAGGUCUUUAAUUAGACGCUAAAGUUUUAUCUCCUUUCUUAAAGAUGGGUACUACAUUAGCCUGCCUCCACAUUACUGGUACCUCACCCGACUCCAGUGCUUUCCUAAAGACAGAAACUAACGGCUCACUAAUAAUCUCCUUACAUUCCUUAAGUACUCUGGGAUAUAUUUCAUCAGGUCCUGGUGACUUGAACUUUUUUAGCCUAUCUAUCUCCUGUUCCACUAUCUCCCUAGUUAUGGAAAUAUCUGUCAGCUUCUCAUUCUCAUCUGCUCUAAACACCUGUUCACUAUCUGGCAUAUCCUGCAUGUUUUCCUGGGUGAAUAUCUCAGACAGAAGAUAAAGAGGAAAAAUAGGGUCAGAAGACAAAGAAAGAAAUUGGACUCAGAGAGGAGACAAGAGGAAUGGUUUCAGUAAGAGCAAACUAAAACACAAGAAAUUUAUCAAGACUGUUCACUGACAGUAUCACAGGGGUAGGGGGGGGUGUUCUUUGAUUUGAUGUUAUUAAAGUUCAGUUACUAUCAGGUUGGAUAGCAAUUUUGUGAAGUUUAAGUUUAUUCUAUUUGUUUGGUCAUUAAAGUUAGGUAGCUGCCACCAGUCAUGGUGUUAUAUCUAACAUAUUUAUCUUUGUGUGGUAUGGUAGCAUUGUUCUUAUUAAUUAGCCAGGGUUCCAUAAGGCACUGGUAAAUGCCAUGACAAAAAGAUUAAUUUUAUUUGAUGUAAGUAUCUAUAAAAAAAAAAAGGGGGGGGCUUCAUAUUCUUCUCUGAAUACAAAAUAUUUUACUUUAUAGAUCUUUCUGUUACCUUGGAGUUGUUGUACCCCUAUACAAUGAUUUUUAAUAUUGAGGAUCCUAUUGCUGUUACAUCAAAAUGUUUUGUGUAUCACUGGCUUAAUGAGUAAUACAUUAUCAAAAGAGAA